Messenger RNA from Puccinia graminis f. sp. tritici CRL 75-36-700-3, 1394 nucleotides. RefSeq names its product Ras-like protein Rab-8A. Gene Ontology annotation, cellular component: endosome; plasma membrane. Gene Ontology annotation, molecular function: GTPase activity; GTP binding. The transcript is spliced from 8 exons. The record is from RefSeq and is a predicted model, not a curated record. Lineage: Eukaryota; Fungi; Basidiomycota; Pucciniomycetes; Pucciniales; Pucciniaceae. Bases 227 to 865 code for a protein of 212 amino acids. Gene Ontology annotation, biological process: regulation of exocytosis; protein secretion; protein localization to plasma membrane.
CCAAAGUGUCCUUCACCAUCAAACUUCAACACAAACAAACAUCCAGCAGAACCAUCAACAACGGAGGGACAAACAUCCAUACAUAUACUCUAGAAGGAGAACCGAUCGAACAAGAGAAUAUCUUCACUCCUUCCAGCCACUCCACCAAGAACCGAUCAGACAAACCACCACCACAGCAAGAAACUUGGGCAAGAACUACCACCUAUAAAGAACAGGCCCAAGGACGAUGCCGGCCAAUCCUCAUUAUGACUUCCUCAUCAAGCUCUUACUGAUUGGUGAUUCAGGCGUUGGAAAGUCUUGCUUGCUCUUGAGGUUCUGUGAUGACGCUUACACGCCUAGCUUUAUCACCACAAUCGGAAUAGAUUUCAAGAUCCGGACGAUCGAACUAGAUGGCAAAAGAAUCAAGCUACAAAUAUGGGAUACGGCAGGCCAAGAAAGAUUUAGGACGAUUACUACGGCCUAUUAUCGUGGAGCGAUGGGCAUCUUGCUCGUGUACGAUGUAACAGACGAAAAAUCUUUCGAAAAUAUCCGGAACUGGCAUUCAAAUAUCGAUCAACAUGCAUCCGAAGGAGUCAACAAAAUCCUGAUCGGAAACAAAUCCGACUCUGUUGAGAAAAAAAUUAUUCAAGAGAAUCAAGGACGAGAAUUGGCGGCUGAAUUAGGGAUUUCGUUUAUGGAGACAUCAGCAAAAGCGAACACGAAUGUCGAAGAAGCGUUUUUCUCACUUGCCCGGGAUAUCAAGACAAGGUUGAUUGAUAAUAAUGAUGAAGGUGGAGCUGGUGGAGCCGGGUCGUCUCAAAGUGGCGCCAAUGGCUCGAUCUCAGUCGCCCAACCUGGGUUCCAAAACUCCAAAGGAUGUUGCUAAACUCUCCUGCCCUCCCUUCUUAUCCAUUUUUUGUUUGUUUGUUUGUUUGUGUAAUUGCAUAUCCAUUUCCUUAUCUUUUUCAUUAUCAUUUAAGGUAUAUUAGUUUUUUUUUUUGAUAGUCCGAUCAAUCAACAACUUUCUUUCUCUUCUAUGUUCAUCAUCAUCUCCAAAUCUCUCUCUCUCUCUCUCUCUCACACACACAAAAACAAACCAACAUGUCUUCUUCUUCUCAUGAAAAUCAUUCAAUCAAACAAAAAGAGCAGGCAAGGGGGGGUCAUAGAAUAGCUUCAUUUUUUCAUAUCAAGUCAUCAAAUUUCUUUCCUCUUCCAAUAUAAAUUUCAGUGUAGUUGUCCACUUGUUUUAUACUUUUUUUUUGUUUACUGUUACUUACUGUUUUGAUCAUGUUGUGUGAGUUUUACUACUCUUGUGUGUGUGUGUGUGUUUCCUGUUCAUCAAUCAAUAUUUAUAUAUACAUACAUAUCUCAUUUUAUUUUCACAUGCACAUAUAUACCAAAUAUGUGUGAUCAAC